AUGGAGUUUGUGCGGGCGCUGUGGCUCGGCCUGGCGCUGGCCCUGGGGAUGAAGCCAGCUCGCGGCCACCCGCACCCGUGCGGCGUUCUGGCGCGCGUCGGGGGCUCCGUGCGUCUGGGGGCCCUCCUGCCCCGCGCGCCCCCUGCCCGCGCCCUCGCCCGCGCUGCCCUCAUGCGAGCCGCCCUGGUGCCGCGGCUGCCCUACAACCUCAGCCUGGAGCUGGCGGUCGCCGCGCCCCCCGCCCGCGACCCCGCCUCGCUGGCCCGCGGCCUGUGCCGGGCGCUGGCGGCGCCGGGCGUGGCGGCCCUGCUCGCCUUCCCGGAGGCGCGGCCCGAGCUCCUGCAGCUCCACUUUCUGGCGGCCGCCACCGAGACCCCCGUGCUCAGCCUGCUGCGGCGCGAGGCACGUGCGCCCCUCGGCGCCCCGACACCGUUCCACCUGCAGCUGGACUGGGCCAGCCCCCUGGAGACACUACUGGAUGUUCUGGUGUCCGUGCUGCAGGCACACACCUGGGAAGACGUGGGCCUGGCACUCUGCCGCGUCCGUGACCCCAGCACCCUGGUGGCCCUCUGGACAAGUCGGGCUGGUCGCGCCCCCAGGCUUGUGCUAGACCUGAGCCAGCCAGACAUUGGGGAUGCAGGGCUGGGGGUGCGCCUGGCCACCCUGAGGACACCCGUGGGAGGGGACACACCAGUAUCCACGGUCGUCCUACUGGGUUGUGAUGCUGCCCAUGCUGGCCAGGUGCUGGAGGCUGCACCACCUGGCCCCCACUGGCUUCUGGGCACGCCGCUGUCCCCAGAGGCACUUCCCACACCCACGGCCAGCCUGCCACCUGGGCUGCUGGCACUGGGCGAGGUGGCCCGGCCCCCGCUAGAGGCCGCCAUCCAGGAUGCCGUGGAGCUGGUGGCCCAGGCGCUGGGCAGUGCUGCCCAAGUGCAGCCAGAACGCACCCUGCUCCCAGCCGCAGUCAGCUGUGAUGACCCUCAGCCAGCAGGACCAGAGUCCCGGGGGCGCUUGUUGGCACGGUUUCUGGCCAACACAUCCUUCCAGGGCCUCACGGGGCCGGUGUGGGUGAUGGCCACCUCCGAGGUGCACAUGUCACGGCAGUUCAGAGUGUGGAGCCUGCGCCAGGACCCACUGGGCACCCCAGCCUGGGCCACCGUGGGCAGCUGGCGAGAUGGGCAUCUGGACCUGGACCCAGGCGUGGUAGCUGCACGACCCCUGCCCCCACCAGGCACCCAGGCCCGGUCCAAGCUGCGCGUGGUGACACUGAUAGAGCACCCAUUCGUGUUUGCCCGGGAGCCCGAUGAAGACGGGCAGUGCCCAGCUGGGCACCUGUGCCUGGACCCAGGCACCAACGACUCUGCAACACUGGACACUUUGUUCGCUGCACUGGCCAAUGGCUCAGUGCCACGCGCCCUGCGCAAGUGCUGCUACGGCUACUGCAUGGACCUGCUAGAGCGGCUGGCUGAGGACGCGCCUUUCGCCUUCGAGCUGUACAUCGUGGGCGACGGCAAGUACGGUGCCCUGCGAGACGGCCGCUGGACCGGCCUGGUGGGCGACUUGCUGGCCGGCACGGCGCACAUGGCGGUCACCAGCUUCAGCAUCAACUCGGCGCGCUCGCGCGUGGUGGAUUUCACAAGCCCCUUCUUCUCCACCAGCCUGGGCAUCAUGGUCCGCACGCACGACACAGCCUCGCCCAUCGGCGCCUUCAUGUGGCCGCUUCACUGGACCAUGUGGCUGGGCGUCUUUGCGGCCCUGCACCUCACCGCACUCUUCCUCACCCUGUACGAGUGGCGCAGCCCCUAUGGCCUCACGCCGCGCGGUCGCAACCGCAGCACGGUUUUCUCCUACUCCUCAGCGCUCAACCUCUGCUACGCCAUCCUCUUCGGCCGCACAGUGUCCAGCAAGACCCCCAAGUGCCCCACUGGGCGCUUCCUCAUGAACCUCUGGGCCAUCUUCUGCCUGCUAGUGCUGUCCAGCUAUACAGCCAAUCUGGCUGCUGUCAUGGUCGGGGACAAGACGUUCGAGGAGCUCUCAGGGAUCCACGACCCCAAGCUGCACCACCCGCCGCAGGGCUUCCGGUUCGGCACGGUGUGGGAGAGCAGCGCCGAGGCCUACAUCAAAGCCAGCUUCCCGGAGAUGCACGCGCACAUGCGGCGCCACAGCGCGCCCACCACGCCAGGUGGCGUCGCCAUGCUCACGAGCGACCCCCCAAAGCUCAACGCCUUCAUCAUGGACAAGUCACUCCUGGACUACGAGGUGUCCAUCGACCCCGACUGCAAGCUGCUGACCGUGGGCAAGCCCUUUGCCAUCGAGGGCUACGGCAUUGGACUGCCCCAGAACUCUCCGCUCACUUCCAACCUGUCUGAGUUCAUCAGCCGCUACAAAUCGUCUGGCUUCAUCGACCUGCUGCAUGACAAGUGGUACAAGAUGGUGCCUUGUGGGAAGCGGGUCUUUGCAGUUACAGAGACUCUCCAGAUGGGCAUCUACCACUUCUCCGGCCUAUUUCUGCUGCUCUGCCUAGGCCUUGGCAGCGCUCUACUCAGUUCACUGGGCGAGCAUUUCUUCUACCGCCUGGUGCUGCCACGCAUCCGUAGGGGGAACCGACUGCAGUACUGGCUGCACACCAGCCAGAAAAUCCACCGCGCUCUCAACACAGACAGACCCCUGGCGCAGGAGAAGCGGGAGGCGGAGUCCAGUGGCCCAGAGGAGCGGCAGCAGGCCACUCAGGCGGCCCCCAAGAGCCCUGGGCGCUGGAAACACGUGCGCCGGGCUGUGGGCACUGAGCGCCGCCGCGUGCGCUUCCUGCUGGAGCCGGCAGUGGCUGCGGCCCAGGACACGGAGCCCAGGCCACCUGAGAGCUCAGUCUGGCUGUGCUCCAAUGGGCAGUCGCCUGCACCGCGGCCCGGAGAGCUGGAGGAGCUGGAGCAGCACAUCGAAGCCGUGCGAGAGCGGCUGCGCCAGGCCCUACUGCGGCGUGGCGAGCUCCGAGCCCAGCUUGGGGAUGGCACCCGCCACAGGCCGCUGCAGCUGCUCCAAGCCUCGACAGUCCUGGAGGAGGCACGGUGAAGCCAGCCCUGCCCACAUGCAGG
Molecule: messenger RNA, 3095 nt
Organism: Heterocephalus glaber (naked mole-rat)
Lineage: Eukaryota; Metazoa; Chordata; Mammalia; Rodentia; Bathyergidae
Gene: Grin3b
Product: glutamate ionotropic receptor NMDA type subunit 3B
Biological process (GO): monoatomic ion transport
Cellular component (GO): membrane
Molecular function (GO): signaling receptor activity; ligand-gated monoatomic ion channel activity
Source: RefSeq, a predicted model, not a curated record